Molecule: messenger RNA, 1035 nt
Organism: Penicillium diatomitis
Lineage: Eukaryota; Fungi; Ascomycota; Eurotiomycetes; Eurotiales; Aspergillaceae
Product: HMG-box domain-containing protein
Exons: 1
Coding region: 1-1035 (344 amino acids)
Biological process (GO): regulation of transcription by RNA polymerase II
Cellular component (GO): nucleus
Molecular function (GO): DNA-binding transcription factor activity, RNA polymerase II-specific; RNA polymerase II cis-regulatory region sequence-specific DNA binding
Source: RefSeq, a predicted model, not a curated record
AUGGUGGAGCCUCCUAUACGGGAUAUGGAAGCCUGGGUGAACCGGUCUCAAGACGAGCGCAAGCUAGAGGUGAACGCCAAGAAUGGGGAGAUUCCUCGCCCAAUGAAUUCCUUCAUGCUGUACCGAUCAGCGUACAUUGCUCGGAUCAAGUCUAUGCUCGGCAGGAACUGCAACCAGAACGUUUCACGCGUCGCCGGGCUCAGCUGGAAGGCGGAAAGUAAAGAAGUCCGGGCCCAUUUUGAGAAGUUGGCCAUCAUUGAGCGCCAGAACCAUGCCAUUUCCCACCCCGGAUACAAGUUCAAGCCGAACAAAGCCGCAGUGACACCUCCGAGGAGGCCCGAUGGGUUAAGUCCCCCCCAAUUGUCGAACACGCCUGCAGCUUCGAUUCGGGCCGUCUCGGUGGACUGGGACGAGAAGUAUAAGCGCGAGAGCACGCCCGGUCUCAUGCACAGUCGAACGGAGGGUUACGAUUUUGGCCCCAUUCCCAGUAGCCGAGAAACGACACCCUUCGGAACACCCGAUUCAAUGCUUACGACCACAUACCUUGGAUAUAUGAGCCAUCCGUGGAGCAACACUAGCUAUCCAUGCAACGGCUUACCCAUGGCAGAGACACACGUGGAGGAUGUGUAUUUCCCGCAGGCUAGCCAGGCCACCGAGGACACCUCAUUCAGCAACAACGGGUUGACGGGACUCCCAGGGGCCACGCACGAGCUUCUUCAGCCUCAGCCCACUCAUGUAGUGCCCAGUCACAUCGUCAACGGUCAUCUGGAUCCCCAGCUACUGAGCUGUCCAGGGGAGGGAAGCGGGCUUCCCUUCGUAUACAGCCCUCCUACGCCACCUGCCAACCCUUACCGUGUGUUUGCUGAAGAAGGUUGUUUCUUACCAGCUACAUACUCUGCAGCUCCCAGCCCUGUUCCCCUUUCGAAGUCAUUGCCUACUUCUGCUCCAAUGCAGCGUGAGCCGUCCUGGGACGUGAAGUACCAAGACCAUGACGGAAUGGACUCUUGGAUCAACAACUCGAAUUCAGAAUAUUGA